AGAUAAAUGCGUGAGAGAAGGACUGUUACGCACGGUGCGUCUCCAUCAUGACGUCGUGAAUUAGCUCCAGAUUGUAAGAAGGGGGGAGAGGGAAAAAAAAGGAGGGGAGUGUGGUGAAUCGGUGUUUCGUCGUUCCCUGGGUUGCAUUUGUAUAUAGUGCAUGUAUAUUUUUUCUAUGGAUUUUUGUCAUUUCUUACCUUUGCCAUGCGCAGAUGCAAUACGCGGAAAAAGCCCGAAUAAGAGCCGUGUCUUGUGUUUUUUUUUUGUACCAUUCGGAGCAGGUUGCACAUUUAGAGCCAUAAUAAGUAUAGCCAUAAUAUCGUUGCAAAAGAUGUAUAUUUCUACCAAAUAAUCUGAGCCUGGGCUUUCCCCCCCUUGACGGGUCCCACCCGGAGGACGCACUGUUAUCUUGACUGAACGCAUCGAAACUAAUAAUCCAGUGAUGGGACGGCUAUUGUUUCUGAUAAUUCUCCACGCUCUUCCGUCUCUCGUUGUGCCCAUACAUAAUUCAUCAGCUGGAGGCUGUGCCAUCAUCCGGCCUCCAAGGGACGGGGGGAUCCGAUACAGAGGCCUGACACAAGAACAGAUCCGCAGUGUGCAGAUCCUGCCGGUGGAUUAUGAGAUCGAGUAUAUCUGCAGAGGAAACCGGGUGAUCGUCGGGCCCAAGGUCAGGAAGUGCUUACCCAAUGGCACAUGGACGGACAUAACGCAGCACAGCAAAUGCCUGCUCCUGUGUCCUCGGGUGUGGACGUCUCUGGAGAACGGUCGGGUGACUGCGAAGCCUCCCGGGCCGCCUGUAGAGGGGACGGUGCUGCACUACAGCUGCCACGCCGGCUUCAUCCUGGAGGGAAGAAACAGCAGCCACUGCACUAAACUGGGGAAGUGGGACUCGCCUAAACCUACCUGCCUCUAUGACAGGAACUACACAGGCAAGAAGAAGCUGUACAUCGGAGCGUUGUUCCCCAUGAGCGGCGGAUGGCCCGGCGGUCAGGCGUGCAUGCCCUCAGCUCAGAUGGCCCUGGACCUGGUCAACAACAGGAGCGACAUCCUGCCCGACUACGAGCUGGAGCUGAUCCACUACGACAGCAUGUGCGAUCCAGGGGAAGCGACCAAGUUGCUGUAUGACCUUCUCUACACUGAGCCGAUAAAGAUCGUCCUGAUGCCGGGCUGCAGCGGCGUCUCCACGCUGGUGGCGGAGGCUGCUCGCAUGUGGAACCUCAUAGUGCUCUCUUACGGCUCCAGCUCCCCAGCUCUGUCCAACCGCCAGCGCUUCCCCACUUUCUUCCGCACGCAUCCAUCCGCCACCCUCCACAACCCCACCAGGGUGCAGCUUUUUCAGAAGUGGAAGUGGACCCGCAUUGCCACCAUCCAGCAGACCACUGAAGUGUUCACCUCAACUCUGGACGAUCUGGAGCAGAGGGUGAAAGAGGCCGGCAUCGAGAUCAGCGUUCGCCAGAGUUUCCUCACCGACCCGGCUGUCGCUGUCAAGAACCUCAAGCGCCAGGAUGCAAGAAUCAUUGUGGGGCUUUUUUAUGAGACUGAAGCCAGGAAGGUGUUUUGUGAGGUGUUUAAGGAGAAGCUCUAUGGGAAGAAGUACGUGUGGUUCCUGAUUGGCUGGUACGCAGACAACUGGUUCAAGAUCAAAGACCCUGCCAUCAACUGCACUGUGGAGAACAUGACGGAGGCCGUGGAGGGACAUGUGACCACUGAAAUCGUCAUGUUGAAUCCCGAGACCGUCCGCGGAGUCUCCAACCUGACAUCACAGGAGUUUCUGGCUGCGUUGAUGUCACGUCUUGGUGGGAAAAACCCUGAAGAAACAGGAGGGUUUCAGGAAGCCCCUCUGGCGUACGACGCCGUGUGGGCUCUUGCCCUCGCCCUCAAUAAGACGGUGGAGCCGCUGAAAGCCAAGGGCCGACGCCUGGAGGACUUCAACUACAACAACCACGACAUCACAUCUGAAAUCUACAGGGCGCUCAACACCAGCUCGUUUGAGGGAGUUUCAGGGCAGGUGGUGUUUGACGCCCAGGGCUCCAGGAUGGCCAUGACUCUUAUCGAACAGCUACAAGGAGGCAGUUAUAAGAAGAUCGGCUACUAUGACAGCUCCCAAAAGAACCUCUCCUGGUUUGGCAAUGAUGUUUGGAUAGGUGCUGGUCCUCCAGCGGAUCGGACCGUAGUGAUUGAAGAGUAUAGAUAUUUGUCUCAGAAGCUGUUUGCAGCCGUGUCUGUCUUCGCUGGCCUCGGCAUCCUCCUCGGCAUCGUCUGUCUAACCUUCAACAUCUACAACAGCAAUGUCCGGUACAUUCAGAACUCUCAGCCGUACCUGAACAACAUGACAGCAGUUGGCUGUAUGAUGGCUCUGGCUGCAGUUUUUCCGCUGGGGAUUGAUGGUCACCACGUCCAUAGAUCGCAGUUCCCUGUCGUCUGCCAGUUCCGACUUUGGCUGCUCGGCCUCGGCUUCAGUCUGGCGUACGGCAGCAUGUUCACCAAGAUCUGGUGGGUCCACACUCUCUUCACAAAGAAGGACGAGAAGAAGGAGAAGAAGAAGCAACACUUGGAGCCGUGGAAACUCUACGCAACAGUUGGAGUGCUGCUGGCUAUCGACUUCCUGUCACUCAUGAUCUGGCAGAUUGUGGAUCCUCUGCACAUUACGGUCGAGAAGUUCACCAAAGAGGCCCCUAAAGAAGAUUUGGAUGUCCUGAUUCAGCCCUUGUUGGAGCACUGCAGCUCAGAGAAGAUGAACACGUGGCUCGGUGUGGUUUACGGCUACAAGGGUCUGCUCCUGCUGCUGGGCAUAUUUCUGGCUUACGAGACCAAGUCUGUCUCCACCGAGAAGAUCAAUGACCACCGCGCCGUGGGGAUGGCUAUUUACAACGUAGCUGUGUUGUGCCUGAUCACGGCUCCGGUGACGAUGAUUCUGUCUUCGCAGCAGGAUGCCUCCUUCGCCUUCGCCUCUCUGGCAAUCGUCUUCUCUGCCUACAUCACUCUGGUGGUGCUUUUUGUUCCCAAGAUGCGGCGUCUGAUCACCCGUGGGGAAUGGCAGUCGGAGCAGCAGGACACCCUGAAAACUGGCUCGUCCACUAACAACAAUGACGAGGAGAAGUCCCGACAGCUGGAGAGAGAGAACCGGGAGCUGCAGAAGAUCAUCCAGGAGAAAGAAGAACGUGUAUCUGCGCUGCGUAACCAGCUGGCUGAGCGUCAGGCUCUACGUAACCGCCGCCGACCCUCGACAGGACAGAAUCAGAACCACAACGCCCCGCUGCCCUCGUCCCAGCAGGAUCCCAAGUCCCUGCUGCCUCCGCCCGGAUACCCCAACCCCACCACGGACAAUCAUUCCCUACCGCCUUCAUUCUCCAACUCGUCCAACCUGUACCCGGCGGACAGCAAGAUGAGCCGCAACCACUGUCACAACAGCCAGAUCCCACUGCUGUACAAAUAGGCAAGUUCCGGGGCAGGUGGGGCAGAGGAGAGAGCGCACAGUGCACACGGGGACACAAAACACAGCGACACACUGUGACUUUCACUUGUUUGGGAGAUGAGCACAGCGGUGUAGUGACACUGUUUUGCAUUUGGGUGUGGAAGCACAAUUUGUCCACGUGAGUGCUUUACACUUCGGCAGCUUCGAGAGGAGUCACGCAGGUAACACCCGUCCUCACAGGUCAAAUCUCACGUGUGACUGGUCAACGUGGUGACAAGCACAUCGCAGACUUACAGCACUCUUUUCAGAGCUCAAAGAACAGACGUUUGAUCAUUCCUCUCCCUUCUUAUCUGUUCUGUUGUGGAGACACCGCGUCAACAAAAAGGAAACGUCUGUGUGUGUCUUUGCUAUUUCGUCUCCACCUUUGUCUCUCCAGUUUGUUGACUAGAAAAGCACAUAAAGUAGUGAUUUAUAUUGUUCUGUAAUAUCUGAUCUGUUUUGUCAUGGAGGUUGUUGUUAAACUUCUUUGUUUACUUUUAGGGAGAGUUGAAAAAUUUUACCAAGGGACGGAGCAAUGUACAGUUUUUUUCCCAGUGUUUCCUCCUCAGAGCGGCUGGUUUCACUGAGAAGCGAUGAUGUGCAUUAUUAAAUAGCCAUAACUAUUCAGAAGGGCCGACAAGAAUCAUAUGAUGUACAGUAUAUAAAGAUGGACACGGUAGCUCCCUGAAAGUGAAGUCAAAAUGUGUUGACCGCCUCCUGGUGGUUGGCUGCAUUAUAGGUCAGAAAUGACACCUAUUUGAAGUGACCAGACUGGAUCAGUCCGAGAGAAUCUGUUGUAAUUGAUUGUUCAAGAUCAGUUAUUUUUCCAGUUAUUAUUAAAUAUUGUCUUAAGAGCAAAUACAUUUUCUACAUAAUGCUGCUUGAUAUGGGCAAAAAAUUUAAUCUACAAUUUGAACUGAUUUCUUUUCUCACUACAUCAACUGCAAAACAAAAUGACAGCACUUAUGGUGGUGUAAAUUUUCACUAUUUCGCAAUAAAGUUUAUAAAAUCAUAAUUUUAAAUACAUUAAAGCACCCCUGAUAUUUAAUGACAUGACAGGCAUAUUCACAAUGAAUAUAGUACUACAACUGAACAGCUUUCGAUUUAAUUUUUGUUGCGCAAGAAGGAAAGUAAGAGUAGUAAAAGGAAUCAGUAAGAGGAAAUACUAAGAGGAAGCAAUAAUCUUAAGGUAUUUUUCACAGUUUUCAGAAAGCAUGAUCUCUCUUUCUACCAUUUUUUAGCUGGUUAUUUCCUUUUUUUACUUAAAUAAUAAAAUGUAUCAACAUAAAAAUGUAAGGUGCUAAAAAUGAAAGUGCAUUCGUUGGUAAACUAUUCAUCACAAUUAUCGAUUGUAAUCUGAAAGGUAUUAUUAUUUAUGUGUGAAAGGUUAGUUAGACUGACUUGGUUAAGUUGCUUGUUUACUUUUAUGCUUACUUUUGCUUGACAAAACUCUGGAUUGCCCUGAUUUAAAACACAUGGUUACAAAAGGUUUUUGUGUCACCUAAAAGGAAUGAUAUGUAAAAAAAAAAUCUGAAAACACUUUCAGAAUUCAGAAUGGCACCAUCAUAUGCAUCCCUCCGGCUGAUCCAGUCUAGUUCACACUAUUACACAGACAGUUAUGGUGAUUCCUGUCUUAUUAGGUAGAUUUCACCUGGCUGAUGUGUGUUCAGGUUAUUAUUUCUGUCUGGUUGUUUUAAAAAGUUAUCUGAUGUAUGUAUAUUUGACUUGGUGUGAUUAAAAAGCGAUGAGAAUUGCAAUAACUGACACACUGGCUUCACUUUUGGGGAAAACGUAAUGUUGCCAUGGUCAUUUUUAUGUAUGGUCUGUUGUGUUCAGAUACAACUCUGCAUCUAAAAAUCCAGUUUAUUUAAGGAAAUAGUUCAACAUUUUGGGAAUUGAGAUGAAAAAUGACUGUUCAGGAAAGUCCACAGUGUCAAACAGUGAACAGUCAGGGAGAAUGAGAGUCUCUUCACCAAAAACCCUUUAUUAAACACACAGUAUUUAGCAAAUCUACAUAAUGUAUCUAAAAACAACUAGGCCUAUGUUUCUGUGUUUCUAUGUUUUUUUCAUUUGAUGGCCUGUUAAUGGUGUCAUGUCCUCUUUACUUAAAUUACUUUAUGGUCUAUUCAACUAGAAUGUAAUGAUAAUACCAUAAAUACAUGUUUUUAAACAGGACAUGUAUUAAACUGUAGGUUUUUUUAUUGAGUUACCUCUCAGAGAAAUGUUCUGAAUGACUCAAAUCCAGUCUUGUAGUGCAGUGUAGUCUCCAGGUUUGAUGACAUAGUGCACGUCUCUAUGGCUCUUAUUGUGAAAGGUAAGAAAGGAAGUGGUGGAUCUGCAUUGGUGCCAUAGCAUCUUGCGCUAUUAUUUUGAUCAAGAGAUUCCUAAAUACAGAAAAUUCGUAAUGUGUGUUCAAGUUAUAGAUCAGCCAACCUGUUCUGACUCUAAAGAAAGAAGUUAUGUCACACAAGUUCAGCUGCUGGAAACUGCACAGAAGUCAUUAAUUCAUCACGUCACUGCACAAAAUACAUCAGCAAAUUGAUGGUAUAAAUGUGGCACAACAAUACAAUAAAGAAGGUGAUAGAAACAACCUUAAAAGAGAGAUUUUACAGUUGUUUUACUCAAUUUCUUUCCAUCUUCUAAGCAAAUAAUGUUCCCAAAAUGUUGAAACUGCUCCUUUAUGAACAUCAGGCCCGUGUUAAAGGAAAAAGCUUUCGAAGCUUGAUGAUUAAGGACAGUUUUGAUAGUUCUGCCAUUUACAGUAAUGUUUAAACAAUGUAUUUUUGGAGAUACUGUCUCGCUAGCUGAAAAAUAGUAGCCAUAAAAUAAAGCCCUUGUCCUGCAUCUACUGUAACUCGCGGACAUAUUCACAUAUUUAAAGCUGAAAAGGGAAAUCCAAAACUGUAAACCUCCUGCUUGCCAGAAGAAAACUUUCUGCAGGCAGAAAACCACUUUAUAUUUUCUACAGCAUGCAGUGAAAAGUGGCCGUUUCUGUAGAUAUUCAGAGAAAGCACAGUUUAAUCCUCAAGGUUUUAUAAAUAUCAAUCUGUUUUAUGUUAUUCUUGUGAGCCUUUUCUUUUGAAGGAAUGUGUUUUUAUUUUUAUUUUUUCCUUAACAGACAAUCUGGAUGGAUGCUCAUCGUUACAGUUAGAGGUUCAGUUUUUGUAUUUUAAUUUUUUUUUUUCCCAUGUUGCCUUUGGGUAACUGCAGUUUUAACUGUUUCAGAGGGGAUAUAAAGUCAUGCGACAUACUGUAUUUAUUCAACAGUUAAUCUGGAUGUACUAUUUCAUUCAUGAGCUAUUUCCAGAUUUUAUAAAGCAAUGAUAUCAAACAGCUAAUAUUUUUAAAUAUUCCAUGUGCACUUUAAACUCUGCAGACUUUAUGUUGCUGUUGUACUGACACGUUAGCUCAGGGUUUGGAGAAUGACGGUCACAAGACAUAAAUGAAUGAAAUAGGCCAUAUUUAUUAACUGUACAGUACAUGGAUCUGAUAGUGUAACAUAUGAAUGCAGAAAUUAUUUAGGGAGUGUUCUAUAAUCUUGCACAUAUAUGACAAUAUACAUGGAUUUGGGGAUAUUUGUAUUCACUAUAUCUAAGAUCUUAAAUGUUAAUAUAUUUCAGAGUAUGUGUAUGCAAAUAUAUGGGUAACAUAAAUAAAAUAAUUGUUUUUUCA
Molecule: messenger RNA, 7126 nt
Organism: Sphaeramia orbicularis (orbiculate cardinalfish)
Lineage: Eukaryota; Metazoa; Chordata; Actinopteri; Kurtiformes; Apogonidae
Gene: gabbr1a
Product: gamma-aminobutyric acid (GABA) B receptor, 1a
Exons: 24
Coding region: 443-3436 (997 amino acids)
Biological process (GO): G protein-coupled receptor signaling pathway; gamma-aminobutyric acid signaling pathway
Cellular component (GO): membrane; G protein-coupled receptor heterodimeric complex
Molecular function (GO): G protein-coupled GABA receptor activity
Source: RefSeq, a predicted model, not a curated record